AUGACGCUCAAUGAUAGCAUCAAUAAGCACAUGCCAAAUGUCGCCAAACACUUACGAUCCGGAGGCUACCGAUUUGACUACUGGUCCGUCUUGCCCGGACAGGGUGACUACUGGGACCCCGAGUUCAUCGAGUCUGAAGGGGAGAAGAUUGAACCGGGCUACGUAACCGAUAUCAUCACUGACAAGUCGUGGGAAUGCGAUGACAAGCACAAAGAUCUUUACAAAGAAAAGAUUCGCGUCCCAGAGACCUACAACGACGACUACAGGAACCGCGCCCAGGCGGCCAAAGUGGCCAAGAUGCGCGUAGCAGAGGACAUGACCUACCAGGAUCUCGGGGUCGUCCAGCCUGACGGUGGCAGCCGCGUAGGCGAGCGUGUCGUUCAAGAGUCAGGAUCAGCGCAGCGUAAAAUUCCGACAAAUGCUACCAAACUCAUCGAUAAAGACGACGGCACGGUAUUCACAUUCUCCAACGAGGCUGAGCUAUCUGAAUUCAAGUUCCAGCGCUACAUGCAGCGUUAUCUCCGCGUUAUCCAGUCGGUUGAUGACAAUGUGGGCCGGAUGCUUGAUUAUCUUGACCAGAACUGCCUUGCCGAGAACACUAUCGUGAUUUACACUUCCGACCAAGGCUUCUUCCUUGGUGAACACGGUUGGUUUGACAAGAGGUUCAUGUACGAGGAGUCUUUCCAGAUGCCCUUCCUGAUCAAAUAUCCUGCAGAAAUCAAGGCCGGCUCGACCUGCAACGAUAUCAUCUGUAACGUCGACUUUGCCCCAACGUUUUUGGACUUUGCGCGUAUCCCCAUGCCCAACUACAUGCAGGGAGUAUCGUUCCGGGACCUUCUCCUCGGCCAAACGCUCGCGGACUGGCAGCAAAUUGCCUACCACCGCUACUGGAUGCACAAUGAUAUUAUCCACCAUGCUCGCGCCCAUUACGGCGUAAGAGACCAGCGAUACAAGCUCAUGUAUUGGUACAAUGAAGCCCUGGGUGUCUCAGGAGCUAGACCAGGCACAGAGGACGAGAAGGAGUGGGAAUUAUUCGACUGUAAGAAGGAUCCUCUCGAGCUGUUCAAUGUCUACAACGACUCAGAGUACCAGCAGACUGUAGCGCACAUGACUCAGCUUUUAGAGCUGAAGAUGUCGCAAAUUGGUGAUGAUCCGGUUCACAAAACGCUUGAGAGCGCUUGA
Messenger RNA from Clonostachys rhizophaga, 1182 nucleotides. The record is from the annotation of a GenBank genome assembly. Lineage: Eukaryota; Fungi; Ascomycota; Sordariomycetes; Hypocreales; Bionectriaceae.